Molecule: messenger RNA, 3342 nt
Organism: Aspergillus udagawae
Lineage: Eukaryota; Fungi; Ascomycota; Eurotiomycetes; Eurotiales; Aspergillaceae
Gene: nrps11
Product: nonribosomal peptide synthetase fmqC
Exons: 1
Coding region: 1-3342 (1113 amino acids)
Biological process (GO): amino acid activation for nonribosomal peptide biosynthetic process; secondary metabolite biosynthetic process
Cellular component (GO): cytoplasm
Molecular function (GO): catalytic activity; phosphopantetheine binding
Source: RefSeq, a predicted model, not a curated record
AUGUUUGAGCCCCAUCCACUAAAAAGCCACUUCGAUAAGACGGCAGCAGAUGUCUCAACUACCGUCACUGAGAUCCCUCUGGAGGAUAGAGCUCCUGAGCAGUUCAUACCUCGGAACACCUGGAUCAACGCAACAUCGCAUCCUGUUGAGCGCACAGUUGAUGAGAUCUUUCUAUCCCAUGUUCUAGAGCGGCCCGAUGCUCUAGCUGUCUGUGCCUGUGAUGGCACUUACACUUAUAGAGAGCUGGACAGGCUCUCGACUGCUUUGGCGCAUGAGCUGCGUCGUCAAGGCGUGACCACUGAAGUCUUGGUGGCCCUUCUGUUUGAAAAGUCCAAGUACAUUGUCGUUGCCAUACAUGCAGUGCUCAAAGCCGGGGGUGCAAUCAUGUUGUGGGAUCCAACUCUGCCCGUGGACCGCUUACGUAGCAUCUUUGCUGAGUCCACGGCCCAGAUGGUGCUGUCAUCAACCACCACUGCUGGUCUGGCAGCCAAGAUCAGCUCUCACAUAGUCGUUGUGGAUGAGGAGCACAUACCCGAGCCUUCUUCCGAGCCUCUGGUAUCCGUCCACCGGCCCAACAGCGCACUAUACAGCGUCUUCACAUCCGGCUCGACCGGGAAACCCAAGGGCUUCAUCAUGGAACAUCGUGCCCUGGUAACAUGCGCCGUGGCCUGUGGCCAGCAAUUGGGAAUGACCAAGGAAUCCCGAACUCUACAGUUCUCGUCCAACUCCUUCGACCUGGCAACCUUUGAGCACCUACUUCCCUUCGUAUUUGGGGCAUGUAUCUGCAUUCCCUCCGAGGAGGAGAGAAAGGGCGACCUGACCCGCGCCCUUGACCAGUAUCAAGUGUCGUUGGCCAUGAUGACGCCCUCAGUGAGCCGCCUGCUGGAGCCACAGCAUCUUCCGCUGCUGCAAACAGUGAUGCUGUGUGGCGAGCCCGUAUCUUCGGAGGAUGUGCGCCGCUGGUUCUCCCAUGUCCAUCUGCACAAUGGUUACAGCCCUGCCGAGGCUGGGUGUAUCAACAUCCUCAACUCAGCCAUGACAGAGGCGCACCCAAACAACAUUGGAUAUUCAACCGGGGUUAUUCCAUGGGUGGUGGACCCGGAGAAUCACGAUCGACUGCUACCGCUCGGGGAGGUUGGAGAAUUGAUUAUCCAGGGACACACCGUCGGACGAGGAUACUUUGGCUGUCCGGCGAGGAAUAAGGCCUCUUUUAUUGAUGCGCCCGCCUGGGUCCGUGGUUUCGGUCGGGAAUCUUAUGGAUCCUUCUAUAAGACCGGCGAUCUCGUACACUACGAUACCAAUAACGGAUCCAUGCAAUUCCUGGGCCGUAAGGACACGCAGGUGAAGUUGCAUGGACAGCGACUGGAGCUGGGAGAAGUUGAGGACCAGCUGCGACGCCAUUUUGCUCCACCGCACGCUGUCAUCGUGGACCUUGUGACGGCUCUGAAUCGUGAGCCCAACCUUAUUGCAUUCGUGAGCCGUUCGCAAGACAUGACCGUCAUCGGAAAUGACUCCGUCCAGGACGACCUCUUUCUAGUACCGGACGAGCAAUUUGCUCAGGCCGCACGAAACGCACAAGCUUCUCUCCGGACUGUUCUCCCCUCGUAUAUGGUCCCAUCCGAGUUCCUCCUCCUCUCCCACCUCGUCAUGUUGCCGUCCGGAAAGACAGACCGCCGAUACAUUCGCACGGCUGCCGCUGAGCUUUCACCGACUGAGAGGAGAAAGUUUAGUAGCAUGCUCGAGACCUCUCAAGACCAGCCAUCGACGGAACUCGAGGAAGUCCUGCUGACACUGUGGGCAGCAAGCCUGAAAAUCGCGGUUGCAGGGAUUGGUGUACAGGAUAAUUUCUUCGACCUCGGGGGUAGCUCUCUGGAUGCCCUCCGCCUUGCGGCCAGUAUGCGUAAGAUAGGUUAUACAGACCUGCCCUCUGGCGCGGUAUUCAAAUACCCCACCGUGCGCUCCAUUGCAGCCGUUCUGCAGGGUACUAUUCAGCAAGCAUCGAUCACCUCACAGACACCAGAGUCUGAACAGAUGGGGCCAUCCCUCACGGCUCAGCUUCUGUCCAAAGCUCGGAUACAGAUGGAUGAGGUCGAAUACCCAGGCUUCCUACCAAUGACAGCCUUCCAGCAGAAGUCUGCCGGUCUGAAGUGUGUUCAUAUCGUUCUGGAUAUUUCCGGCCUCGAUCACUCCCGACUAGACGCUGCAUGGGGCCUGGUUCAGGAGAGACACAUCUGCCUUCGGUCGGUCUAUAUCUCUCAUCUCGGCCACGUUUAUCAAGGCUUUCUGCGCCGUCCUCACAGCACGAUUCCCAUUCAGCAAUGUGACCAGCCGGCUCAAGAGUUUGCAACCGACUUCUGCAACAAGGAUGCUGAGCCGGUCCUUGACGGCCGUUGCUGGUGGCAGUUGACGCGGAUCAAUAGCAAUCACGAUGGUAGCAGUGCACUCGUUAUCCGGACCACCCACGCGCAAUUUGAUGCCAUGACUCUCGGCGUCAUUUUCAACGACUUUAUGGCUGCCAUGGAGAACCGCGCGCUGUCUGCACAGGAGCGGCAGUUCUCCGACUACAUGAUCCGUCGUGUGCAACACAACAAGUCACAGGCAACAGUGGAGUUCUGGUCAAAGUUCCUGCAAGGUUCCCACAUGAGCCAGCCCGAGUUCACUGAUGCCUCGUCGGCUGCCCUUCCCGACGAUCAUAUCGGCAUGGUGUACGUCAUGAGACCAAUCCAGGCAACUUCAACUCCUCCAACCGGCAUCACCAUGGCGUCUGCGUUCCGCGCUGCUUGGGCCUUUGUUCUUGCCAACUAUACUGGUCAGGGUGAUCUCGUAUUCGGCGAGUUUAUCGAAGGCCGCACCCUUCCCUUGCUGGAGGACGUGGAGAACAUCACCGGUUGCACCGCGGCAGAGACUCCCAUGCGGAUAAUAAUUCCUGAGCACGAAGGAGCGACCGUACAGGACCUCCUGCAUCACUCCCAGGAGCAAUAUAUUACUCGGCUUCCAUUCGAGACCUCUGAGCUGCCUGAUCUUGUUCCCCACUGCGUUCCUUUGUGGCCCAAGCACACAACCCAAUUCAGUCACCUACUCGUGGUUGAGAACACUUCAGCUGUGCCCCCUGUGGUGGUGGAUGGCCAUGUGUUUGAGCAUCGAUGGGUUUUUCACGGCCGUCUGGAAGACGUACAGAUCCAAUUGGUUCCGACGAAGGAUUCGUUGCAUGUCGCUAUCCUGGGGCCGGAGGUACGACUGGCUUACGGCAUUGCGGAUAUGCUGGUGGGUAGGCUGGCAUCGGCUCUAACCCAGUUUAUCGAGAAACCCAAUGCGUUGCUGUCAGAGAUCAAGUGGGAUUAG